CCUCCUUCCGGUUCCGGCUUUGCGAGAGCGUGUAGCGUCGACAUGAAGCUGCUCACCCACAACCUGCUGAGCUCGCAUGUGCGGGGGGUGGGGCCCCGUGGCUUCCCCCUUCGCCUCCAGGCCACCGAGGUCCGCAUCAGCCCUGUGGAGUUCAACCCCGACUUCGUAGCUCGUAUGAUACCCAAAGUGGAGUGGGCGGCGCUUCUGGAGGCUGCGGACACCUUGCAUCUGGUCGAGGUGCCCAAAGAGCCGAUUGAGGGAUAUGAGCAUGACGAGAUAUUUCUGAGAAAGAUGCACCACGUUUUACUGGAGGUGGAUGUGUUGGAGGGCACCCUGCAAUGCCCAGAGUCAGGACGUCUGUUCCCCAUCAGCCGUGGGAUCCCCAACAUGCUACUGAGUGAUGAGGAAACUGAGACUUAAAAGCGUGCCAGGCCCGUUUUUCAUUUUGUGAGCGUUGUGUAUCUUUGUUUACCUGUAUCCUGUUUGCUACUUCAAUCCUGUGUAUCCCCAACCCUUGGUCCAGUGACACACCAAACACACGGUGUUCUUGAGCUCGGUAUUAUAUUUUUUUUCUCAUUAAAGGUUCAAAACCAAAA
This is a messenger RNA of Mesoplodon densirostris (Blainville's beaked whale), 596 nucleotides long. RefSeq names its product tRNA methyltransferase activator subunit 11-2 (gene TRMT112). The transcript has 4 exons. The coding region runs from base 43 to 420 and encodes 125 amino acids. Lineage: Eukaryota; Metazoa; Chordata; Mammalia; Artiodactyla; Ziphiidae. The record is from RefSeq and is a predicted model, not a curated record. Gene Ontology annotation, molecular function: protein heterodimerization activity. Gene Ontology annotation, biological process: rRNA (guanine-N7)-methylation; tRNA methylation; peptidyl-glutamine methylation.